UCGACUCUCCGUCCCAAUUCCGAUUGCGGCUGCGGAUUCGGAAAUGGCGCUCGUGGCCCAGUGCUGGAAGCGGCUCCUCGCCGGCGGAGGCGGCGCGGCCGCCCCUCCGCCGCUCCUCCACCGCGUCUACGCUGCGAGAUCCUACAGUCGGGCCCAGUAUGAAGUGAAGGUGGGGAUCCCGGAGUUCUUGAAGUUGGUGGGAAAUGGGGUGGAGGGCCACGCCGCGAAGCUGGAGGCCGAGAUCGGGGACUUCCAGAAGCUUCUCGUCACGAGAACCCUUCGCCUCAGGAAGCUCGGCAUCCCUUGCAAACACAGGAAACUGAUUUUGAAAUACACUCAAAAGUAUAGGCUGGGACUCUGGAGACCUCGAGCUUCGAACUGACCCUCCAAGACCAUGAUCAGCUUAAUUUUAAAGUUUGAAGCAACCACUUUGAAAGUAAUAUCUAGCUGUUUGUUUCCAACUAGAAUGCAUGUGAGGCACUAGGUAUUUUUUGUGUUAUGUCAGCCAGUCAGAAUACUUUCUGGUGAAAAAAAGUAUAAGUAUUAUUUUAUGAUCACAAGUUGCCAAUUUGACUGAAUAAUUUUUCCAUAUGAAGUAUGUUUUGUCAACUCAAUUUCUUGGAGUAUGGCGACUGUUCAGGCAAUUUGAUCGUUGGAGUGCCGUCAAGGUCUAUUUGGCCUGGGUUCAGUCUUUUACAGUUAACCUUAUAAAAUUUGUAUGGGU
Messenger RNA from Phoenix dactylifera (date palm), 724 nucleotides. RefSeq lists its product as uncharacterized. The record is from RefSeq and is a predicted model, not a curated record. NCBI's taxonomy places the organism in Eukaryota, Viridiplantae, Streptophyta, Magnoliopsida, Arecales, Arecaceae.